Messenger RNA from Cryptomeria japonica (Japanese cedar), 927 nucleotides. RefSeq lists its product as uncharacterized. Gene Ontology annotation, molecular function: RNA-DNA hybrid ribonuclease activity; nucleic acid binding. NCBI's taxonomy places the organism in Eukaryota, Viridiplantae, Streptophyta, Pinopsida, Cupressales, Cupressaceae. The transcript is spliced from 2 exons. The coding region runs from base 1 to 927 and encodes 308 amino acids. The record is from RefSeq and is a predicted model, not a curated record.
AUGAAUUGGAAGGAUCCCCGUGGUCUAGACCUAGAGGAGGCAGAUGAAAGGUUGUUGAGGAAUAUCCUAGAUAACAGGGAGGUGACGUGCUCUAGGCAGGAAGAUAAAAUAAUAUGGUGUGGUGCAAAGAGUGGCAGUUAUUCAGUCAAGCUGGGGUAUACUUUGUUGGAGACAGAAGGUAGGAAGGGGGAUUGGGAAGCUAAGGUUUGUUGGAAUAAAGAGUGUUUACCGAAAGCGGGUGCCUUCUCUUGGUUGGCAGGUAACAAGCGGAUCCUAACUGGAGAUAGACUUAAGAGAAUGGGGUUUGUAGGCCCAUUCCAGUGCGUGCUUUAUAAGAAGGAGGAGGAAGAGGUGGAUCACCUUCUGCUGAAUUGCGACUUUGCCCAGGAAGCUUGGCGUUUCGGGUUGCAGAGGCUGUUGGAAGGGACCGAUGUGUGGGAAGUCUGGAAAGAACGGAAUCGAAGACUGUUUGAGGAUAAAGCGGAAACUUUGGAACGCUUUCUGAUCAAAUUGGAGAGGGCCAUUUCGGAAUUAGUCACUAAUGCUGCUUCUCAAGUUAACUUGGCAAAGACUCCCUUCACUCAGUUUGAUGCUGGUAUUUUGGUGAGUUGGCCCUUGAUUAAAUUUAGGUCUGUUAAUGGGCUUUUGAGGGUUAAUCCCCAUAGGAAGGGUGACAAAAGUCAGGAAUGGGUUCCAUUAGAUAAGGGUUGGAUCAAGGUCAACUUUGAUGGGGCUUCUAGGGGGAAUCUCGGGAUCUCUAGGGUAGGGGUCAUAGCUCGUGAUGAGUAUGGAAGUAUUCUAGCUUUUGGAGCUAAGAGGUUGGUGGAUGGUACGAACAAUGAAGCCGAGUGUCAAGCGGCUAUAGAAGCCAUUCUUUUGGAAAAGAAAUUGGACGCGAAGAAACUCCAUCUUGAGGGGGAUUCCUAG